Messenger RNA from Passer montanus (Eurasian tree sparrow), 4531 nucleotides. RefSeq names its product zinc finger DHHC-type palmitoyltransferase 5 (gene ZDHHC5). The coding region runs from base 1290 to 3458 and encodes 722 amino acids. The transcript is spliced from 12 exons. Gene Ontology annotation, molecular function: palmitoyltransferase activity. Gene Ontology annotation, biological process: protein palmitoylation. The record is from RefSeq and is a predicted model, not a curated record. NCBI's taxonomy places the organism in Eukaryota, Metazoa, Chordata, Aves, Passeriformes, Passeridae.
CAGGUCUGGAGGAGCAGCAGGAGAGGAGGAGUUGCUGGGCUGGAAUUGGCAGAGGGAAAGGAAUGGGAGGCAAGAGCAGAAAGGAAUGGGAGGCAAGAGCAGAGCCCGUGUAGGCCACAGGUGAGCUGUGGCACACCAGACCUCGAGUUUUAAUGGUUUUAUGUAGUUUUUUUUAAAAGACGGAUGGAUGGAUGAAUGAAGAAGGAUUUUAGCCAAGGAAAGGGAAGGGAAAAAUGGAACUGUUUGGAACAAACUGAGGUUUCUCCCUGCACCGCCCGGGCCAUGGGUGAGACAGAGCUGCUCAGCACCACUUCCAGCCUUUGGUGUCUGCUGGGGUUGUAAAGGCACUCCCUGAACACCCCCUUCCCGUUCACCUGCUGGGAAAUGGUUGCUGCAGAGAAGAUUUAAUGAAAUUCCUGUUGCUCCCCAACCGCCAAGUGGAUACUGAGCCCAUGGAAGGGCCUGGGGGAUCAGGAGAAAGGAGCAAGUAGGAAAACCCACAAUCCGCCAGACCUUCCCCUCCGCCCCCCUCGAAAAAAAGGAUUUACAGCUCAACCUUGCACCAGCUGUUCCUCGGCUUUAACAGACAAGAGAGAAAUAAAUAAAAUUAAACAGCCACCGCCAGCCAGCCCCAGAUCCCGGUGAAAUCAGGGAGAGUGUUUCUGUGACCCCUCCAGCGAGGGGAGGAGGAGGAGGCAGCUCCGUGAGGAAGCUGGGAUUGCUUGGAGACCACCCCCUCCUCCUGUGCAGCACCCCGGGGGCAGCAGCACAGCAGAGGCGGAUUAAAAAGGAGAAGUGGCUGUCCUGAGGCUCCCGGAGUGGCUUUUUUGCAAGCAGUUUGCUGAUCCUGUGCUCUUCUCGGGGUGCUGGCUGGGUGGGAAGGACCCUGCCCGAGCCUGGGGAAUUCCCUCCCUUCAGAGCCUGCCUCUGGGAGUCCUGCUCCCUGUGGGCUGCUGCCUGGACUGAGGCUUGGAAGGGCUCUCAGCAUUCCCACUCCAACGGUUGUCCUGAACCCAAGUUCCCUUCUCUGUUGUGAAUUUUUAAUGUUUUUAACCCUCCUUCCCUGUGCCCGCGAGCUCUCACAGGGCAGAGCUUAGCGUGGGCUCCUCUCCUGGGCCUCCUGCUCCAGACCCUUCUCCGGACUGUCCGCCCCGGUCGGAGCUCACCCCAGGAGCAGGCGUGGGGGCAGGGUAGGGGUCAGCCCCUGUCCCCCUCCCCUUCUCAUCCUGCUCUGAGUCCCCUGGGGCCUGGGCUAUGCUGCGGGGCGGACCCCCCACCACAGCUCCAACAUGCCAGCAGCCUCUGGAAAGAGAUUCAAACCCAGCAAGUACGUCCCGGUCUCCGCCGCUGCCAUCUUCCUAGUGGGAGCCACCACCCUCUUCUUCGCCUUCACGUGCCCGGGGCUCAGUCUCUACGUGUCCCCCAUCAUCCCCGCCUACAAUGCCGUCGUCUUCCUCUUCGUGCUGGCCAACUUCAGCAUGGCCACCUUCAUGGACCCAGGCAUAUUCCCACGAGCUGAGGAGGACGAGGACAAAGAGGACGAUUUCCGGGCCCCGCUGUACAAGACGGUGGAGAUCAAGGGCAUCCAGGUGCGCAUGAAGUGGUGCGCGACCUGCCGCUUCUACCGCCCGCCGCGCUGCUCCCACUGCAGCGUCUGCGACAACUGCGUGGAGGAGUUCGACCACCACUGCCCCUGGGUCAACAACUGCAUCGGGCGGCGCAACUACCGCUACUUCUUCCUCUUCCUGCUGUCGCUCACCACGCACAUCAUGGGCGUCUUCGGCUUCGGGCUGCUCUACGUCCUGUACCAGGUGGAGGAGCUCUCCGGUGUCCGCAUGGCCGUCACGAUGGUGGUGAUGUGCGUGGCUGGGCUCUUCUUCAUUCCCGUCGCUGGCCUGACAGGCUUCCAUGUGGUGCUCGUGGCCAGGGGCCGCACUACCAACGAACAGGUGACGGGCAAGUUCCGCGGGGGCGUCAACCCCUUCACCAACGGUUGCUGUAAGAACGUCAGCAGGGUCCUCUGCAGCUCCCCGGCACCCAGGUACCUCGGGCGCCCGAAGGCCGAGCAGACAGUGCUGGUGAGACCCCCGUUCCUGCGGCCCGAGGUGUCGGACGGUCAGAUCACUGUCAAGAUCAUGGACAAUGGUAUCCAGACAGAGCUGAAAAGGACGAAGUCCAAAGGGAGCCUGGAGGUGACCGAGAGCCAGUCUGCUGACGCCGAGCCACCACCCCCACCUAAGCCCGACCUCAGCCGCUACACGGGCCUGAGGACACACUUAACCCUGGCCACCACUGAGGACAGCAGCCUGCUAGGCAAGGACAGCCCCCCGACUCCCACCAUGUACAAGUACCGGCCCGGUUACAGCAGCAGCAGCAGCUCGGCAGCCCUGCCCCACUCCACCAGCGCCAAGCUGAGCCGAGUGAACAGCCUGAAGGAGCCCAACUCCAUCUGUGACAGCGGCCACAAGCCCAGCUACCGCUCGGAGCCGAGCCUGGAACCCGAGAGCUUCCGCUCGCCCACCUUCGGCAAGAGCUUCCACUUUGACCCUCUCUCCAGCGGCUCCCGCUCCUCCAGCCUCAAGUCGGCCCAGGGCACGGGCUUUGAGACGGGCCACCUGCAGUCCAUCCGCUCCGAGGGCACCACCUCCACCUCCUACAAGAGCCUGGUGAACCAGACGCGCAACGGCAGCCUCUCGUACGACAGCCUGCUCACGCCCUCCGACAGCCCCGACUUCGAGUCGGUGCAGGCGGGCCCGGAGCCCGAGCCGCCGGUGGGCUACACCUCGCCCUUCCUGUCGGCCCGCAUCGCCCAGCAGCGAGAGACCGACCUGCACGGCCGCUUCGCCAGCGCCGCCUCCCCCAAGCACGCGGCGCCGCGCGAGCCCUCGCCCGUGCGCUAUGACAAUCUCUCCCGCCACAUCGUGGCCUCCAUCCAGGAGCGGGAGAAGCUGCUGCAGCAGCCGCCGGCCCCGGGCCGGGAGGAGGACGCGGGGCUGGCGGAUUCGGGCAUCCAGUCAACGCCGGGCUCCAGCAACGCCCCCCGCACCAGCUCCUCCUCGGACGAUUCGAAGCGCUCGCCCCUGGGCAAGAACCCGCUCACCCGCCCGGCCCUGCCCCGCUUCGGCAAGCCCGAGCCCCCGCCGGCGCUGCGGGUGCGCUCGCUGGGCUCCCCCGACCAGCCCGCCGCCCCCCACCUGGGCAAAUCCGUGUCUUACAGCAGCCAAAAAGCAGCCUCUCAGGCCGGCGGCACCGAGACCGAGGAGGUGGCCUUGCAGCCCUUACUGGCACCAAAGGACGAGGUGCAGAUGAGAACAGCCUACAGCAAGUCCAACGGGCAGCCCAAGAGCCUGGGCUCGGCCCCAGCGGGCUCGGGGCCCGUGCCCCUCAGCAGCCCCACCCGCGGAGGCGUCAAGAAGGUCUCGGGUGUGGGGGGCACCACCUACGAGAUCUCGGUAUGAGGGGCAGAGCCGCCGCCCCCUCCCCUCCUCCCCGGCGGCCCCCAGGGACCCGCCGUGCCCAGACACUUGUGGACUCCCGGGAGAGCCGGGCGGGUCCCCCCUGCUCCUCCCUCUGCCCCCCGGGCCACGGGGGCUGCACACACCCGCGGGGGGCUCGGGGAGGGCUCGGGGAGGGGGGGCCGCAGCCCCGGCACCGCCUCGGCUGCGCCAGCCACUUGUGGGCCUUGUGCAAUCACCCGCUCGCCUGGCGUGGUAGGAACGGAUUGUUUUUAAACCAGAAUACUUUUUUUUAUUAUUAUUGUUACGGAUUCUAUUUUUUUUCUCUUUCCGAGUUACCAGGUGUGUGUAUAUAUAAAUAUCUAUAUAUAUAAAUAUAAAUAUUAAAAAAAAAAAGAAGCAGAAAUUAUAUAUCUUACCCAGAGAGAGGAAGAAACUACCCUGCUCAGGGCCUGGGCCCCCCCACCUUGUCCCUGUCCCCAAAGGAGGGACGUGGGGCUGCCUCCUGCACCCAUGGAAGGAGUUGUGGUAGGUGCAGAGUGCCACUGUUCCCUCCCUGAAGGGAGCCACGGGGUGCCAGGCACCCAUCCUCGGACACUCCCCUCCCUGAUCCGUGGUGUCCGCAGCCUCCAGCCCCCUUGGGGGGCCCGGGGUGGGGGCAGCACCCCUAGACCCCCAGCCCGAGCUGGCACAAAGGCCCCAGCGUCCCCCCCGCGCAGUUUUUGCUCUUUGUUCCCUUUCCCCGGGGGCUGUGGUCGGGGGGUUGUUGGUUUCGUUGCCUUUUUUUAUUUCUGUUAAUGAUUCCGAGGAGGUUUCUCGCUGUCGCAGGGGUGUUUUUAUUUCCGCUCGCUCGGGGGAGAGGCAGGUGCAUCCCCGGAAAGCAAUAUUUUCUCAUCACAUGCCAAAAAAAACCCGCAGCCAAGGAGCCCCGUGCUCCCUGUCCCCAAAGCCCUGCCGGCACUACCGGACUCUUUCUCUACGGCAAUAGCUCCCGUGGCCCCGCACAGCCACGCCAGGGUUUUUUAUUAUUAUCAGCCAUUUUAAAAACAAGGAAUAAAAGGAUAUUUAAUGAGCCA